Messenger RNA from Lottia gigantea (owl limpet), 868 nucleotides. RefSeq lists its product as hypothetical. The record is from RefSeq and is a predicted model, not a curated record. The coding region runs from base 38 to 865 and encodes 275 amino acids. NCBI's taxonomy places the organism in Eukaryota, Metazoa, Mollusca, Gastropoda, Lottiidae. The transcript has 8 exons.
AACUCUUUGAACAGAUUUUUGACUAUUUCAAAACAAAAUGCCGUUGAUAUUAAUGUGUGGAUUUCCGUCUAGUGGUAAAACGAAACGAACACAAGAACUCAAACAAUACCUCAGUGAAAAUGAGCCUAAUAGAGUAGUUCACCUUGUCACCGAAGAUGUCGAUUUAUCAAAGAAUGAAUUAUAUGCAGAUCCUCAAAAAGAGAAAAUUUCAAGAGGAAAUAUGAAAUCAUCAGUGCAAAGAUUAUUAAAUAAAGAAGAUUUUGUUAUUCUAGAUUCUUUAAAUUAUAUUAAAGGUUACCGAUAUGAAUUAUUCUGUGUUAGUAAAUCUUGUCAAACCCCACACUGUGUUAUAUUAUGUGAUAUUAGUCCAGAAAAUGCUGAAAGAUUCAACAAAUCGCGGCCAGAAAGUGAACAAUAUGAUGAUAAAAUUUUGGAAGGUUUAAUACAGAGAUUUGAACCACCGGUAUCAACGAAUAGAUGGGACAGUCCAUUGUUUACAGUACAGAUAGAUGAUACCCUACCAUUUCAACUUAUCUUAGAUAGUUUAUUAAAACGUAAACCACCACCACCCAAUGUCUCUACACAAUGUCAACCACUAUCAUCAACCAAUUUCCUGUAUGAAUUAGAUAAAAGAACUCAAGAAAUAGUUACCGAAAUAAUGAGUAGUCAGAAAUUAAGUAUUAUCGGUGAUUCUAUAUCGAUUCCUGGAGCUACAGAUAAAAUAAUAUUAACUAAAAACUUGACUAUCGGAGAAUUACAGAGAUAUAGACGACAAUUUAUAACCUAUAGUAAAAUGCACCCUGUCGACGAUUCGAAUAAGAUAUCCAAUAUGUUUGUACAAUACCUCAACAAAAGUUUGCAAUAGCCG